Pelobates fuscus (common spadefoot toad) is the source of this 1083-nucleotide messenger RNA. RefSeq lists its product as uncharacterized. The transcript is spliced from 2 exons. The record is from RefSeq and is a predicted model, not a curated record. The coding region runs from base 1 to 1083 and encodes 360 amino acids. Lineage: Eukaryota; Metazoa; Chordata; Amphibia; Anura; Pelobatidae.
AUGGGUACACUACCCACCCCAGAGGAAUCCAGAACUGAGCCUUCAAUUUCCCUGAUGGAAAAACAACCCACUCCAGAGGAAUCAGAAACUGUGUCUUCAGGUGCAACUCUGGAAAAAGGACCCGCCCCAGAGGAAUCAAAAACUAGGUCUUCGAGCUCAACCCAGGAAAAAGGACAAACUCUAGAGGAAUCAGAAACUGGGUCUUCGAGCGCAGCUCUUGAAAAAGGACCAACUGUAGAGGAAUCAGAAACUGUGUCUUCAAGUUCAGCUCUGGAAAAAGGACCCAUUCCAGAGGAAUCAGAAACUGGGUAUUCAGGUUCAACCCUGGGAAAAGGACCUACCCCAGAGGAAUCAGAAACUGGGUCUUUGAGCUCAACCCAGGAAAAAGGACCAACUUUAGAGGAAUCAGAAACUGUGUCUUCAAGUUCAACCCUGGAAAAACGACCCAUACCAGAGGAAUCAGAAACUGGGUCUUCAGGUUCAACCCUGGAAAAAGAACCCACCCCAGAGGAAUCAGAAACUGGGUCUUUGAGCUCAACCCAGGAAAAAGGACCAACUUUAGAGGAAUCAGAAACUGUGUCUUCAAGUUCAACCCUGGAAAAACGACCCAUACCAGAGGAAUCGGAAAUUGGGUCUUCAAUUUCAAAGCUAGAAAAACAAUCCAUUCAAGAGAAGGCAAAAAACAAGCUGGACUCUCAAUCCACAAUGGAAAAUAGUUUAAGAGAGGAGCUGGACCGAGAUACAUUGAAAGAAAAUGGGGAUUUAAAAUGUAGGGCAGAAAAUCAAAACAUGCAAGAAAAUCUUGAGAGUGCUAUGGAAAAUACUAUGAGAAACGUGAAUGUCCACCUCGAUGCGAUUGUUACGUUUAUCUGCCAGAUCCCACUGGUCUUUUCUAGUAUCCUAAGCCUUGUUAUAAACAUCAUAUAUCUGGUUCUCCAGAUUCUACUCUACUCAUUGUCACAGGCUCCAAACAUAUUGAACAAUCUGGGUCUCAAGGUGAAAUUCCGUGAGGAUAAAGUCUUGUUAUUCCUGCUUUGCAUUUCUAAUUAUCCCAGUAAGUACACGUUGUAUCACUGCAUUUAA